CUGCUAGCAUCUGGGAGCACUCAGACUCAUCCGCCCACAAUCACCAUGGACAGGAUGGAGGUGACGGAGACCUUCGCUGGCAUCUCCUUGCCUGGCCACUUGCACACAGAGGAGUCCCUGCGCUUUGCCAGCAGCUUCCAGUUCCAAGACACGGAUGUCGUCAUUGUCACCUACCCCAAGUCUGGCACCACCUGGAUGCAGGAGAUCCUGACCCUGAUCUACAGCAAGGGGGACCUGGAGCCAGCCAAGACCAUCCCGAACUGGGCCAGAGCCCCCUGGCUGGAGCACACGUACUUCAAGGACAUGCUGCAAGAGACCAGCGGGCCCCGCCUCAUCACCACGCACCUCCCCUGCCAGGUUCUGGCCCCCGCGCUGAGGAAAUCCAAGGCCAAAGUGAUCUACAUGGCCCGGAACCCCAAGGAUGUCGCAGUUUCCUUUUAUCACUUCCACAAGAUGGCCAGGUUCCUGCCAGACCCUGGCUCCUUUGAGGACUUCCUCGUCCGCUUCCUGGAAGGCACAGUGCAGUACGGCUCCUGGUUCGACCAUGUCAAGGGCUGGCUCAGCCAGCGGGCUGAGCUGGAUCUCUUCUACAUCACCUAUGAGGACCUGCACCAGGAGCUGGGGCGCUCGGUCGAGCGGCUCGCUGAUUGGCUGGGCUGCCCGCUGCAGCCGGAGGAGAGCAGAGCAAUCCAGCAGCACUGCAGCUUCUCCUCCAUGCGCGAGAAUACGAUGGUGAACUACACGCUCAUCCCCUGCGAGAUCAUGGACCACAGCCGGGGCAGGUUCAUGCGGAAAGGGAUAGUGGGAGACUGGAGAGACCACUUCACCCCGGUGCAAAACAUGCACUUCCACAAGAUCUACCAGGAGGAGAUGCAGGACUCCAGUCUGCGCUUCCGCGGGCUCAUGGACUGAUGUGGGGGCUGCACUGGUGAGGGGUGUGGCUAACAGGCAGGGCAGGGGCUUUGUCCAUGGUUGGGAUUCGGGGAACAAAAUUCUAAGCUACAUAUUUUGUUGGGCAACGUGUGCUGGGCCCCCCACCAGCCAGCCCCAGCCAGUGGAGAAGGCUAUGCCAGUCACAGCCCUAGGGAGGUGAUCAAGGCCCCUGGCUUCUCCUGGAGGCGGCCGGGGGGGGAGCACACAGAAGACUGGCUGGAACAUCAUGGGGGGGAUGCACUGGUCACAGCCUGGGUCACAAGCCCGUGCCCUGCUGAAUGUUACCCCACACACAGCUACAAGCACCAUUCCCCAACCCUUCUCAAAAGUGCGCCCGCCGGGCUGCCCAUCUCUGCCCCAAUCUAGGCUGUGCCAUUCC
This is a messenger RNA of Chelonoidis abingdonii (Abingdon island giant tortoise), 1312 nucleotides long. Its product is annotated as sulfotransferase 2B1-like. The record is from RefSeq and is a predicted model, not a curated record. Gene Ontology annotation, molecular function: sulfotransferase activity. Lineage: Eukaryota; Metazoa; Chordata; Testudines; Testudinidae.